GAGCUACUUUGGUACUUUGAUCCCAACAUAUCAACAGCCAUUCAAGCAUCUGAGGAGGGUAUAUGUGCAGCACAGAGUUUAACAAUGGAAUCCACACAACCUUUAUACAUCUGCAUCUCAGAAGAAAAUAAGGAAUUUCUAAACUCUGGAGAAUGGGACUAUGGGAUUGUUGUUACAGAUCUGAAUCCAUAUGUGACUAAUAGUGAGCUUCACAGCUUCUUUCAAAAGUUUGGGACAAUUACAGAAUGUAAUAUCAAGACUGACAAGUCAUCAGGAUGGCCAAAGGGUGUGGGCUUUGUGAGAUAUUCGUCUUCAAAAGAAGCUGAAGCAGCACAAGCAGAUGGGCCACACAAUCUUGGAGGUUUUCCGAUAUUGAUCAACAGAGUUGUUACACCAAAAUUAAAUCAAGCCUGUCAGUUAAAUACUCAAGACCAAUCCUUUCAGCCAAAUGUGUGUGUGAACUAGAAGUGGAAUAGAAGGACAUCAACCGUUUGCUGGCUGGAGUGAUUUGCACUAAACCUCAUCCUACCAUUUUACUGAAAGAAAUGUUAACUAAAUGUUUCUGUAUUUCAAUGUAAAUUGUUACAUUUUCUACUUUCAUUAUUACAUUAAAAAUCCUGUUCGGUUUAAUGUUGAUAAAAUGCCCUAUAAUGUGAAUGAUCGCUUUUUUAUGUAUGCCUGAGAUUUUGAAUAAAUGUAUCCUUAGAGCAGUUCUUCAUGUCUUUU
This is a messenger RNA of Megalobrama amblycephala (Wuchang bream), 726 nucleotides long. RefSeq names its product heterogeneous nuclear ribonucleoprotein A0. The record is from RefSeq and is a predicted model, not a curated record. The transcript has 5 exons. The coding region runs from base 85 to 465 and encodes 126 amino acids. Gene Ontology annotation, molecular function: RNA binding. Lineage: Eukaryota; Metazoa; Chordata; Actinopteri; Cypriniformes; Xenocyprididae.